AUGUCUUCUAUGCUGUCAAACACCUCUGUAAAUUCAUCCUUUGUCCGUCCAGUGACUUUCUUCAUCAAUGGCUUUUCUAAUAUUCCACAUGCAAAGUAUUACUAUGUGUUCUUGUCUUUGGUGUACGCUGUUACUGUUUUUGGGAAUUCUUUUAUCAUGUAUAUCAUCUACUUGGCCCGCAGACUUCACACGGCCAAAUACGUUGCUGUGUUUCACUUGGCUUUAUCUGAUCUGUGCGGAAGCUCGGCGUUAAUUCCAAGACUCAUCAAUAUGUUUUUGUUCAAUCAUCAGGAUGUUUUAUACGAGGCCUGCUUGGCGAAUAUGUUUUUUAUAUAUCAUUUCAUGAACAUGCAGUCUUUAACACUACUCGCUUUGUCUUUUGACAGACUGAUCGCUAUUUGUUUUCCUCUAAGAUAUCAUGUCAUUGUAACCAAAUCAGUCAUGUUUCUGAUCAUAGCGGCUAUUUGGAUUUUUUCGGUGACUAUUUUUGCCAUCCUUGUAGGUUUGCUCACUAGACUCUCGUUUUGUAGAUCCACGGUGGUCAAUAGUUAUUUCUGUGAUCACGGUCCUAUUUAUAGUUUAGCUUGUAAUGAUAAUUCCAUAAAUAUUUUUAUGGUAAUUAUUUGCUUUGGUCUCCUGAUUUGCUUGCCACUUUUACUAAUAAUCUUCUCAUAUUUUUGCAUAGCUCUGGCUUUAUCUAAGAUCGCACACGGUGGGGACCGGAUCAAAGCCAUGAAAACCUGUACAUCCCAUCUCUUGUUGGUGGCUAUUUUUUAUCUUCCAGUUUUAAGUGUUAAUAUUUCAGCUUUAACAGCAUCUCUCCAUCCGAACACCCGCAUAAUUAACAAUUCCCUCUCGCAGAUAAUACCACCCAUGCUGAAUCCCAUCAUAUACACUUUAAAGACAGACGAGGUCAUGCAAUCCAUAAAAGACAUGUAUAAACGAAACAAGUUGAGGAAUAUCAAUAUUUAUAAGAUAACAUUGAGAUAAUUUAAGGCAACUAUAAAUAAAAAUUUUAUUUUAUGUAAACUUAAAACAUUUAAAAACAUCACUAAAAUAUUUUUGUGU
Messenger RNA from Triplophysa rosa, 1068 nucleotides. Its product is annotated as olfactory receptor 1-like. Gene Ontology annotation, molecular function: olfactory receptor activity; G protein-coupled receptor activity. Bases 1 to 990 code for a protein of 329 amino acids. The record is from RefSeq and is a predicted model, not a curated record. Gene Ontology annotation, biological process: G protein-coupled receptor signaling pathway. Lineage: Eukaryota; Metazoa; Chordata; Actinopteri; Cypriniformes; Nemacheilidae. Gene Ontology annotation, cellular component: membrane. The transcript is spliced from 2 exons.